AUGCCACGGUCCUUUCCACUUUCCUCCCGUUCAAUCUCCAACCCUAGAGCUUUCUCCGCUGUAACUUUGCUGCGGUCUGAUCGCCCUCCAACUUCGAACCAGCUUGAUAUUCAUCUUUCUGCACCAGAAGAGCCACUAGCGCAGUCGAAAUCCAAUACGCUAGCCUCAUCACAGCAUAUCCCCUGGUAUCUGCAGGAAGAGGCGCCCGUCAAUAAAGAGCGCUCGAUGACCGAAGCCCAUCUUCCCCAGAUCCCAGACGACUCGCCAGAGAUGCUCCCGACACUGCUAGAGUAUGCAUAUAAGGAUUUGGGCUUGGAUGGUCUCAAGCUUUUUGACCUACGCGGCCUCGAAAUCCCUGCAGCUCUCGGUGCUAAUGUCAUCAUGAUCAUCGGAACUGCUCGCAGUGUAAAACAUUUGAACGUGUCUGCGGAUCGUCUCUGUCGCUGGUUGAGAAGUCAAUACAAAUUGUCUCCCUACGCUGACGGCUUACUUGGUCGCAACGAGUUGAAAAUAAAACUGCGCCGUAAAGCCAAACGAGCGCGAGCCGCGAGUGCAGCAGGCGCAAUGAUCGACGAAAAGGAUGAUGGAAUUACCACAGGAUGGAUUUGUGUAAAUGCGGGUACGGUGGAUAAAGGCGCUACUACGACUCAGUUGAGCGAUGUUGGAAUUGAGGGAUUCGGUAAUCUUGACCUUGGGACUAGUGUGGUUGUCCAGAUCUUCACCGAGGAGAAACGGGCUGAUGUCGACCUUGAUGGCCUCUGGGAGGCUACUUUGGCUCGUGAAGGACGCAAGAAUAUUCGGGAGAGCAUAGAGGAUUUAUCCGAGACUGGUGCUGCGCCCCCCAGAUCCAUGUCAGAUGGAUUUGGCUCCAUUCCUGGCCAAAGGAGAGGCUUUCAUACCAUGCGUAGGCUCGCACUACCUGCCAUGAACUCUACCGAGUCUGGUUUAAAUGCUAGUUUCCCUGGCAUAAGAACUUCGUCUUCUACACUUCCAGGCAGCGCAGCUGCAGUUACAUUACAAUUGACACCGACAUCUUUGCUUCAGAUUCUCGCUGAACUUCCGGCCGAUAGUGCACGAAAUGAGCUUGGGAGCGGCCCAAAUGAUCGCCAGUCCACUCUUUUUCUGCGACUUUUCUAUACCAAUUACGCCGCACGGUUUUCUGCACAGGAGAAAGCCACUUUUCGAUUGCAAUUGUUUUCCAUAGCUGUAUCUCGCCAACACCCAGCUUACACCAAGAACGCCCUUUUUGGCACAUUCUCGAAUUUUCUUCGCGACGGGUAUGACCUUCCCGAUGACCUUGGAUUCGAUAUUGUUUCUGCGCUUCUAACACCGAGAACAGUGGGCGUUAUCACCGAGCAGUCUGAGAUUUGCUCUUCAGAGGCUGGCAUGGAGCUUGCUUUGUUAGUGCUGGAUCGUUUGAGCGUGCGUGGUGUGCCGAUUUUGAACAUGAAAAUUUUCUAUAUGCUCUAUCAAGCAGUCUGUGUACCAAAUCCAGCACCUUCGAGCCUAGACGAACUGCAUCCGGAAGAGAGUUUUCCAAGUUUGUCUGCGGUUCAACGGACUGAGUCUCAGAAACGAAUCUUGUCUCGACUGUCCAAGAUACUCGCGGCGGCCAAGGUUCCAUUUGACGCAGUAGAUGCGCGUCAGCUUAUGUUGACACUUUUCAAUGUGGGGAUAAUGACGGAUUCUGGCGACUGUGGCGCCAGCUUCCCUUGA
This is a messenger RNA of Penicillium digitatum Pd1, 1716 nucleotides long. The record is from RefSeq and is a predicted model, not a curated record. NCBI's taxonomy places the organism in Eukaryota, Fungi, Ascomycota, Eurotiomycetes, Eurotiales, Aspergillaceae.